AUGGAUGAUCUCAAGUUAUUCGCCUCCAGUCGCUCCCAUCGUAUGGCAUUGCUAAACAUCAGUUGUGACUUUAGCAAUUCUAUUAGAAUGGAGCUGGGGACGGAUAAGUGUGCGAUCCUCCAUGUCGAAAGGGGAAGGGUUGCUAACUCUGAGGGCAUGGACUUAUCUGUGCCCAUCAGCAUAAGGACCCUUUCCGAGGCUGAAACAUACCGAUACCUGGGUAUGUCACAGAACAUCGGUGUCGAUGAGGCGGGUAUGAAGCACUCAGUUUGCGAUGUAUUUUAUGCACGCUUGACAAAAGUGCUUAACAGUAUUUUGUCGGGCGUUAAUAAGACACACGCAUAUAAUGGUUGGAUCAUGCCUGUUCUCAUGUAUACAUUUGGCAUACUCAGGUGGACUCAGACUGAACUAAACGCUCUGGACAGAAAAGUCCGCACUAUUAUGACGUCCCACAGGAUGCAUCAUCCGAGAUCGUCGGUAAUGAGGCUGUACUUGCCGCGGAAACAUGGUGGGCGCGACUUUUUAAGCGCGCUUACCAUGCAUAAUCGCGAAUUGUACACAACUUUAGACAAACAAAAAGAAAAAAUUUCAAACAAGUUGAUUGUUUCAAGUUUCAUUGUUUUAAUUGUGAUUCUCAUUGUUUCAGGUUUUGCAAAUUGUGAUACAUCUUCUUCGGAAUGGUCCUACAAAUACGAAACGCAAUGGCCAAAGCAAUGCAGAAAUGGCGGCCUACAAUCGCCAAUCAACAUUAUGAGCAGGAGCGCGAUCGUUGAUACAUUCCAAACUCAUAUUCGAGGGCCACUUGUCUUUCGAGGAUACGGAGAUGUUAACCUAAGAACUGCCAACACGGGGCGAACAUUAAAAUGGACGUUGGAGGAAGACACGGGUGCUCCGGUAUUGUCGGGUGGACCACUCCGAGGCAACUACACCUUCGUUCAAUUUCAUCUUCACUGGUUUUCUGAGCAUGCCAUAGAUGGGAUGAAGUACCCCAUGGAAAUCCACAUGCUGCACGUUAAAACUGGUCUCACAAUCGAAGAAGCUUUAAAAAGACCUGAUGGUUUGGCGGUCAUCGCUGUGUUUUGCCAGGUUCAUGCUGGUGAGAACAGCGGGUACAGUCUGCAACAGAUAGAGGCCGUGUUACCAGAGCUCUACAACUCAACAUCGGGGCCCGGCUUCACCUCCACAUUGAAUUUGUCUCGCCUCCUGAGUCCGCAGCAACAGUCCUACUACACAUACAACGGUUCCUUGACGACGCCUGAUUGCCAGGAAGUGGUCACAUGGAUUGUCAUGGACCAUCCCAUCAGCAUAUCCGACUCUCAAUACAAAAUGAUUCGUCAAGUAAACGUUGGUGGCGUGGACAACUAUCGAAGAUUGCAGCCGACCAACCGAGUCGUAUACAAGAGCGCCGCUUCAUCCAUAUCCUCACCACUGGCGAUAGGACUACUGGGUGCACUAUUUAACAUCUCGUACUUCCUAAAAUCAACCGUGAGCACAGGUCUUUGUGUCGUUGUAAACUUGAAGAGAAAAUUCUUCGAAGACAACACAAAUUACUGUACAAACGCCGCUAAAUGA
Messenger RNA from Parnassius mnemosyne (clouded apollo), 1572 nucleotides. NCBI's taxonomy places the organism in Eukaryota, Metazoa, Arthropoda, Insecta, Lepidoptera, Papilionidae. The record is from the annotation of a GenBank genome assembly.